Endocarpon pusillum Z07020 is the source of this 2349-nucleotide messenger RNA. RefSeq lists its product as uncharacterized. The record is from RefSeq and is a predicted model, not a curated record. The coding region runs from base 1 to 2349 and encodes 782 amino acids. Gene Ontology annotation, molecular function: protein binding. The transcript is spliced from 4 exons. Lineage: Eukaryota; Fungi; Ascomycota; Eurotiomycetes; Verrucariales; Verrucariaceae. Gene Ontology annotation, cellular component: cytoplasm.
AUGGCUCAGCCUAGAAGGAACCUCUCUGUUGAGCUCCAAAUUCUCAACUCCGAGGAUCCACAUCCAACACGCAACUUCAUCCUGAGAAGCCCCACCUACGCUAUCCGCAUCGGCCGAGGCUCCAAGUCAGGGAAUAGAGAACUCUUUCCGGCCAGCUACAAUGCCUGGUUUGAUUCUCGUGUUAUGUCCAGAGAGCAUGCAGUUCUCAAAGCGGAUCCAGAUGAUCGGUGCGUCUACAUCGAAGAUGUGGGAUCUAUGCACGGAACGUACGUAGAGGAUCAGAGGGUUGUAGCACGUGAACGCCAUCGUCUGUACGAUGAAGAUCUUGUGAAAUUUGGUAACGUGGUGACUCGAGGACCAGAGUCGUUCCCUCCGCUCCAUGUCGUCGUGCGAUACUCGUGGGUUGCUGAGAGGUAUAUCUCCCCUAUGAUUGUUGCUGGUCUCUGGUUGACGCCAUUUUAUAGCUUUGGACAGCCACAAGCAGCGCCAGGAACGUCUCAGGUCGAACUUCCACCAAACACUUUCCAUGUGCCAGACUAUGACGACGAGGAAGAUGGGGAAGACGCUGAUAUCUCCUUCGUACAAGAAACAGUCCUCAAACCCAAGCUCGAAGUUGUUGUUCCUACUCAGAUAAUUGACCUCGCCGAUUCGCCUAUCGAUCAUUCUUGCAUUGAAGAGGCAAUGUCCAAAGACACAGGGCGACUAACGGCUUACUCACCCACUAGCCCUCUGCCGCCUCUUCCCAGCUCCGCUUCAAGUCCAUUGCCUAGGUCAAUGGACGGCAAGGCCUAUCCGUCUUCUCCAGCUUUGCAAAUGUCACCUGCAGCCGCAGGCCCUUCAGGACUCAGCGAGGCUGAGCGGCAGGCGGACAAAUGGGCAAUAAACCUCAACAAGCAUAAUACCUCCUCUUUCGGGAGUUCAAUGUCCUCAGACCAGCAAUCACCUACCAACAACAGCAGUCCUCCGACCAGUUCUCUGAGCAAAGAGUCCAACCACUACCCUAACGCAAAACCCAGUGGUUAUGGAAGUAGCCAUGUGGCAAGUCAACCGACUGAUCUAGACAAGGGAACCACACUGGUGGAUGAGGAUCUCACACAGAGCGAAUCUGACUCUGAUGACCCCAACUCACCUGCUCUCAUGGUCGAUGAUAGCGAGGAUGAACAGGGGCAUGAUGCUGUGACGGACUAUGGCAGCGACUCUGAUGAAGAAGCUUUGUUGAUCGCGGAGGACCAUGGAACAAAAACAACUCGUGCUGAAGAAGAUUCGACCGAUAGUGAGAGCAGUCGUUCUGACUUCUCUGAUGACAUCGGGAUGGAACGCGACGAGGAUAUUUUUGACCACUUUCCGAACAAGACAUUUGGCACCAAAGAGUCAAUGCCAAAGGAUACCUGUGGUGAUUAUGAGACAACGACAACUCAGCCCGAGGCAAUUCCGUACAAUAUGCGUCCCGGUAACUUUACUAUGCACGCCACACGCCUCAGUCUGCCUGCCAAUACUCUGAAUCGAGCCCCCAGUCCAUCGGAUGCAGCCAUGGCAAAACCUUGUGAAUUUCCGACCCAUAACUCGGGCGUCCCAGGCGGUCAAUACCCAUACACCAAUUCCCAGCAGUGGUCGACUCCGAUGGCUUCAGCCUACAGCUCAGCUUGGCCAUGCACAUUUGAUGGCAGGUCGCACGCUCCGUACGAUGAACGAUUUGGCGAGUUUCCAUAUUCCUAUGGUGCCAGCUGUGCCCCGGGGCAAGUACCAUCUGAUCCUCUCCGCGCCUACCAGUCACAAAUGUCUAUGCUUGACGCUCAAAGCUUUCCCGGCACGAAGCAAAUUAAUCGACCGAGCUGUACCUUGCCCCAGCCACCAUGGCAACCACCACCAAUCUUUAAGCCGAAUUCUUCAAUGAAUGCUCUAACAGCAGUAGCUAUUGUCCCAGAGAAUGCGUCUAAACCCACCGCUAAGGUAUCCAUCGACAGCAUUGUCGAGCGUGUCGCGGAUGAACCUAUGCCAUCUCAGAACGACAACAAACUCAAACGAAAGGCAGACGACAUGACCAGUAGUUCCGUUCCAGAAUCGACAUCUACGACCCAAAACCAUGUUGCGCAAAUCGAAGCUGCAGAACCGCCUGCCUGCCGCUCACAAUCCAAAAUCGCGAGCAUGACGCAGGUUAAAGCCCUCCAGGCUGUGCCAUCCGUUACUGGUAACGAGGAGGAGCGUCCAGCGAAGCGUGCGAGAACCGGGAAUGAGACUGGAAGAACCAGCUUCGCCACGUUGGCUGCUACAGCUCUAGCCGGUGCGGUGGUCGGUGGGGUUGGUGUUGUUGCCGCGCUUGUGUCACUUCCUCAGGACUUCUUCGUCUAA